Messenger RNA from Lodderomyces elongisporus, 1428 nucleotides. RefSeq names its product tRNA dihydrouridine synthase (gene DUS1). Gene Ontology annotation, molecular function: flavin adenine dinucleotide binding; tRNA dihydrouridine synthase activity. NCBI's taxonomy places the organism in Eukaryota, Fungi, Ascomycota, Pichiomycetes, Serinales, Debaryomycetaceae. The coding region runs from base 1 to 1428 and encodes 475 amino acids. The record is from RefSeq and is a predicted model, not a curated record. Gene Ontology annotation, biological process: tRNA processing. The transcript has a single exon.
AUGACACCUACAGCCACAAUAGCUAACGAAAAUUUCGAACUGGUUAGUCAACUGGUUAGUAAGCAGAUCAAUCAAUCAUUAGAGCAACCAUCUUCUCCGCAAGUUAAAAUGCUCGGCCGUCAGUUAUAUAAUAGUAUUGGGCAGCCAAAAACGAUUGUGGCACCUAUGGUGGAUCACUCUGAGUUGGCAUGGAGAAUUUUGUCUCGUAGAUAUGGUGCUGACUUGUGCUAUACACCGAUGUUCCACUCUAGAUUGUUUGCGACUGACCCCAAAUACCGCCAAAGCAUGUGGAAUGAAAAAGAUGGCAGUCGCGAUAACGAUCGUCCAUUGAUUGUUCAAUUCUGUGCUAAUGACCCAGAUUAUUUAUUGCAAGCAGCAAAAUUAGUGGAAAACCAGUGUGACGCUGUGGAUCUCAACUUGGGCUGUCCCCAAGGUAUAGCAAGAAGAGGAAAAUACGGAGCAUUUUUAAUGGAUGACUGGGAACUUGUACAUAAGCUUAUUCGCACGCUACACGAUAACUUGUCUGUGCCCGUUACUGCAAAAAUUCGUGUUUACGACGAUUGGGAAAAGUCGUUGGAAUAUGCAAAAAUGGUUUUGGAUGCUGGUGCACAAUUUAUAACAAUACAUGGACGAACAAGGGAAAUGAAAGGUCAAAACACGGGUCUCGCGGAUUGGAAAAUCUUGAAACACCUUCGAGAUAACUUGCCAGAGGAUCAGGUCUUUUUUGCAAACGGAAACAUCUUGUACCCGUCAGAUUUAAAGAGAUGUGCGGAUGAAGUUGGCUGUGAUGCGGUUAUGUCGGCGGAAGGGAACUUGUACAACCCUGGGGUUUUUUGGACUAAGGAUAAUGACAUUGAAAAACAGUUUCCAAGAGUUGAUAAAUUACUUCGAGAGUAUUUCGAAAUUGUCAAAGAAGUUGAUAGUCCUGCUUCAACACACGUGAUUAAGUCACACUUUUUCAAGCUUUUAAACUCAUUUUUAAAAGUUCACACAGAACUAAGGCCAAAAAUUGGAGGUACUAGUGUACGCCAGCCAUUCGAAGAUUGGAACAAGAUUGUGGAGGAAGUAGAACAAAUUGUGGAGGAGAUUUACAACAAGCCAAACAUCAAGGAGAUUGACGUUAUAGAGGAUGGGCCUGUUGAAAGUUGGGGUGGCCAUUACAAGAAAGUUCCUUAUUGGAGGUGUCAACCGUAUUUUAGAAAAAUCAAUGGAGAAAUGCAAAAUACUAGGAUGCUGAAAAAGUUUGCAGAAGAAAAAGGAACCAGUAGUAAAAUUGCUGCUGAUUCUGUUGCUGAUAAGGAGAAUAGAGAGAAUGGGGAGAAUGGGGAGGAGACUCAAGGAGAAACUAAACAGUGCAAACGCGCAUUGGAAACAGAGGACAAUUCAGAGCUGGGACCAUUAGCAGAAAACAAAAAGCAAGCAGUCUAG